GCCAGCGCGCCCAGCGGCUUCCGAGGCGGCCGUUGGCCGUGCCCGCGGCUUGGGUGGUUGUCUUGGAGAAGCAAGAUGGCGGCGACGGCGGCGACGGUGGUGGCCGAGGAGGACACGGAGCUGCGGGACCUGCUGGUGCAGACCCUGGAGAACAGCGGCGUCCUGAAUCGCAUCAAGGCGGAGCUCCGGGCAGCGGUGUUCUUAGCCCUGGAGGAGCAGGAAAAGGUAGAGAACAAAACUCCUUUAGUCAAUGAGAGCCUGAAAAAGUUUUUGAAUACGAAAGAUGGACGCUUAGUGGCUAGUCUUGUUGCAGAAUUUCUUCAGUUUUUUAACCUUGACUUUACCUUGGCUGUUUUUCACCCUGAAACCAGCACAGUAAGAUUCCAAGGUUUUGAAGGUCGAGAGAAUUUAGCCCGAGACUUAGGUAUCAUUGAAGCUGAAGGAACUGUGGGUGGACCCUUGCUAUUAGAAGUGAUUAGACGCUCUCAGCACAAAGAGAAAGGGAUUGCUGGUGGGGAGGGUGCCUUGGAGCUAUCUGAUGUACAUUCUCCAUCAAAGUCACCAGAAGGAAAAACAAACUCAAACACAAUCCCAAGUAAGGUGAGUCAGCGCUGACGGAAAGUCAUGUCUGCCCUGGGACUCCCAGGGCUCUGCUUUUUUGUAUCAAGUUUUGCUCUUCUUGUGACAAGUGCUCUGU
Perognathus longimembris pacificus (Pacific pocket mouse) is the source of this 697-nucleotide messenger RNA. RefSeq names its product centrosomal protein 43-like. Gene Ontology annotation, biological process: microtubule anchoring. NCBI's taxonomy places the organism in Eukaryota, Metazoa, Chordata, Mammalia, Rodentia, Heteromyidae. The record is from RefSeq and is a predicted model, not a curated record. The transcript has 6 exons. Gene Ontology annotation, molecular function: protein binding. Bases 76 to 615 code for a protein of 179 amino acids. Gene Ontology annotation, cellular component: centrosome.